AAUAGCAGCACAGCUCCGGUCGUUGUUGCACUUCCUGAGGCGACGAGCAGCGCUACGCCAAGAUGUCACUGUCCCUGGCAGGGGUGUGCAGAGGUUCGGCUCUCGUGUUAUUGCACGGAAUUCGACCUGCCGGGGUUAAGAAUGGCAUAUGUACCCCAGUUUUGGUUUUCUCGAGAUUAAGCCUGACCCUGUGUAACCAUUACUCGUCCUCCAAAGCCAGGCUAGGGCUGAGCCGACACGUGGCGUCCAGGCUACGGUGGGCGAAUGAGAAGUAUGAGAAAUUUCUUCAGCGUCGUUUCCCCCGCUUUUAUGUUCUGUAUCACACUUUUAUGACAGGAUUUCGGCUUCUUUUCCAAAACGCCAAGGAGGUCAGAAUAAUAAAGACCAAGAUGAUCAGCAACAAUGUAAAAUUCCAGAAUCUUUCCUACCGUGAGAUGGAGACACUGAGACAGUUUCGCCGAGACAUGAUAAAAGCCAUCCCCCUGGUGCUGAUCUCUGUCCCUCCUUUUGCCAACUACUUGGUCUUUGUUCUCAUGUAUUUCUUCCCCCGGCAGCUCCUGAUUCGUCACUUCUGGACGCCACGACAGCAGGUCGAAUUCCAGAGGAUCUACCACAGCCGUCGAGCCGAGAACCACGUGGCCAUCCUGACGGGUCUAACCAAGACAGUGCCAGCUGUUGGGGACAGCCGCUUACAGAGCCGGCUUCUAGACCUUUGCAAUAAGGUACAAAGUGGUGCACAACCUAGUGUGCCCGAAAUCCAAGCAGUCAAAGGCCUCUUCUCCGGGCCGCCCCUGGGAAUGAAGAGGCUGGACGCCGAUCACAUGAGACUUCUCUGCCCCUUGUUCUUUUUGACCCCCUGGCUUCCAGCCUUCGCCGUCAGCCACCGUCUGCGCGGCCAGGCUUUGGAGCUGCUGCAGCUCGACCGCGCUCUGCAUCGGCUGGGUGUGCAUGAACUUAGCGAGUCUGAGCUCCGGCAGGCCUGUUACUUGCGAGGGGUCGACUCAAGCCGUCUCAGCGUCGCUGAGUGCCAGGAUUGGCUGAUCCAGUGGCUCAAGCUGUCCAAUCAGCUCAAAGAGUCAGAAACAUCUUUGCUGUUGCAUAGUAUGGUCCUGCUAUCUGCCAACUAUCCUAAACCAUUUUACCUCUGACUGAAGAUGAUUGCAGUCUUCUCUUCCAUUUCUACAUUGCAGCCAUCUUUAAUGACAGACAGCAAGAAGCGUUGGAGGAGGGGUGAUGAAUUUAUUUUUAAAGGGUUGAGUGUCAUUCACACACCUUCAUGCAAGUCUCACAUCAGGCUUGGUUAAAGCUAAGGCCCCUUAUGUUGUUUGCACUCUGGACGUGUUCGUAUAAAUGGCCACACUUUAUUUUUUGCACGGGUACAGAGUACAUGGGAAUCAUAAAGACAAUAAAAUGUGAAAAAUGUCGACCUACCUUUCUCUUAUAAAAGGCAUUCCUUUUAAAACACAGUAGUGAGGAAAAUGCAUUUCCUCCAUUUGCCUUGCUUAACACACGAAUGUGUAGUUUUACUGUCCAUAGCUGAACUGUGUCGCUAACGGGUAUUUUUCCUUUGUGAUGCAUGACUUUCAGUUGCGGCCAGAGCAUGCUUCUGCAAAAAAAGGAAGCAUUCUAUAAUUGUUUCUAAAACAGUUCCCCAAGACCAUCUUGUUUUUUGAUAUUUACUUUUGACCUAUGCAUGGAUCAUCCUGAUAAUUCAGUGUUUGAAUUAUAAAUAUUAAUUUAUACUGAAUUCUUUAAAUUGAAGAUGGGUGUCUAGAUUUUUGUAUACAGAAUUGGGACACAGAAAUUAUGUAUUAUAGUUCAAGAGAAAUUAUGUUUACGGUCUAACUUUUGGCUUUUAAGCAGUCUAUUUCUGUUGUGCCCUGAAUUGUAUUUGUCGCUUUUAGUACAAGUAAUUUAUUUCAUUAUUCAUUCCACUUCGCUUGAAAUUUUAUUUGUGCUUAUCACCAUAUUGAAAUACCAAACAAAAUACAGUCCUUGGAGUGGGAGCAAUGGGGUUUAAUGAUCACCAGUUCUACCAGUGAUCUGUUCUUGGUGCUUUUUAUUUAUUUGGCUUAUAGUCUUUGUGCUACAUAAUGUGGAGUUUUUUGUUUUUCUUUUUUUACAUAUUCAGGCAGUCAUUUUCAACAAUACUGCUUUAAUAUUUACAGCAUAAAAUUUGACAGGUGUAAUGUAAAUAUAGUUGGUGUCUUCAUGUCUGGACUGAGUUCACUUUCAAGUUUACUCUGAGUAUUUGUGCCACAGAAAUUAAAUUGAAUAGAAUAUUCAAUAGAAGACUUUAUUUUUGAGUGAGAAAAAUGAAGGCAAUGCUAAUAUCACCCAAGUAAUUGGAAAUAUCUGCCUUUCAGAUAUAUUUAGGCUUAAAUUACAGAAGGAAAUAAAUUUCAAUGGUAAAUAUUUUGUCCCAGUUAUAUAAUGCAGCAUAAUGUGAUGAGCAAAAGAGAAAUAAAACCAGGUAAAAUAAAAUGCUUUUUGUCUUCA
Paramormyrops kingsleyae is the source of this 2499-nucleotide messenger RNA. RefSeq names its product LETM1 domain containing 1 (gene letmd1). Gene Ontology annotation, cellular component: mitochondrial inner membrane. Gene Ontology annotation, biological process: intracellular monoatomic cation homeostasis. The record is from RefSeq and is a predicted model, not a curated record. Lineage: Eukaryota; Metazoa; Chordata; Actinopteri; Osteoglossiformes; Mormyridae. Gene Ontology annotation, molecular function: ribosome binding.